This is a messenger RNA of Scedosporium apiospermum, 636 nucleotides long. RefSeq lists its product as uncharacterized. NCBI's taxonomy places the organism in Eukaryota, Fungi, Ascomycota, Sordariomycetes, Microascales, Microascaceae. Bases 1 to 636 code for a protein of 211 amino acids. The transcript is spliced from 5 exons. The record is from RefSeq and is a predicted model, not a curated record.
AUGCGAUACGAUGAUUGGGAUGUCUUGCUCUUCCCAUGGGACUGUGGCAUCCCAAUGAGGGAGUUCCAGGUGACCUGUCACUUAGUCCAGGACCCAGAGUUCUCGGUCCCGAAUUGUGCUAUGGGGCUCCCGACAAUGACGUGUUUCAUUCCUAGCCUCGAAGCCGGCUCCCCAUUCCACAUAUCAAUCCACAGCUGGGUUCAGAACCCGGAAGCGAGCGCUUUUACGAAGGCCAUCACCAAGCAUCCGGAACUUGUCAAGUUUCAAGCAAGGAUUUACUUUGACGGAUGCCUGAUCGGGUCCGAUGUGUUCGAUGGCUCCGGUAACUGGCCUCAAGUUAUCAAUAACGCAAAAGACCAUAAUACAAACGGCCAGGCCGAUAUUCUACGGUUCCCUAUAUUCCUUUCCGAUGUGCUCCAGCAAAGCUCUUGGAGCGCAGCCGACGAUCUAGGCCGCAUUAAAGUUGUUAUCAGCGAGGCAUUCUCCCGGGGGCCACCGGCCAUGGGUUUGGAGACGGUGAAGAAUAUCGUGGCCUUCUCCUUCCAGCAUGCUCCACUUGGUAGUCCUCCUCGAAGCCGCUGCCAUCGCCUGGCCCAAUCCCUCGAUGUGGUUGGAGACGCCGAUCGUGCCUUCUAG